This is a messenger RNA of Carya illinoinensis, 1210 nucleotides long. RefSeq names its product cytochrome P450 716B1-like. The transcript has 2 exons. Gene Ontology annotation, biological process: sterol metabolic process. Bases 511 to 939 code for a protein of 142 amino acids. The record is from RefSeq and is a predicted model, not a curated record. Gene Ontology annotation, molecular function: heme binding; monooxygenase activity; iron ion binding. NCBI's taxonomy places the organism in Eukaryota, Viridiplantae, Streptophyta, Magnoliopsida, Fagales, Juglandaceae.
GAGCACCACUCAAGCUUUAAUAAACCUAAUUAAAUUGGGCCUAAGUUCUCUCUCCAUGUGGACUUAAUAGACCCACAUAGGCCAUCCUCCAUAUAGGAACCCACACAACACUAUUUUCCUCUUCCUAAGGCCCAUCUUCCUUCUCCAUGAAGAAGAUCAUCAAAAAGACUACAUCUAGGGUCACUAGGAAUACCCUUUAUUGGCCAAAGCAUAAGCCUUCUUCAAGCCAUGCUUCCCAACACUGCAGAAAAUGGCUAGAAGCAAGAAUCAGAAAGUAUGGUCCAAUAUCGAAGCUAAGCCUCUUCGGCAAACCAACAAUGUUCAUUUGUGGGCAGGCUGCAAACAAGUUUUUAUUCACCAGUGAUAGCAGCACAAUUUCUAACCGGCAAACUCAAUCUAUUCGGAUGAUUUUGGGCGACUAGAGUAUAUUCAAGCUGAAUCCUGAAGAUCACAAGCGUGUUAGAAGCGCACUUGUAUCAUUCUUAAAACCUGAAUCAUUAUGUGGGGAAAAUGGAUAAAGAAGUCAGGAGGCACCUUGAGAUCCAUUGGCAACGUAAACAACAAGUCAAGGUGUUGCCCUUAGCGAAGACCCUCACAUUUUACAUAAUUUGUUCCAUUUUAUUCGAGCUUGAGCGAGGAGGUCGAAGAGAGGCAUUUGUGGCUUGCUUCCAAGAGAUGAUAGAAGGAAUGUGGUCGGUCCCAAUCAACUUGCCCUUCACAUGCUACAACUGCAGCCUGAGAGCAAGCGCAAGAGUACAGAACAUGCUCAAGGACGUCAUACGUGAGAAGAGAGUAGAACUUGAGCGUAAGGCUGCUUCUCCUCGCCAAGACCUCAUCACUUGCCUGCUUAGCAUCCGCAAUGAGGACAAUGAAGAAGCACUUGCUGUGGAUGAGAUUGUACACAAUGUUAUUUAUGGUCGUCAUGGUUGCAGGAUUUGAUACCUCAUCUGUGCCGAUAACUUUUAUAAUCGGGCUUCUGGCCAACGAACCAGCUGUUUAUGCAUCUGUUGUUCAAGGUAUACAUAAAACUCUCCCCCCUCUGUCUCUCUCAUACAAUUUUAAAAGCGAGAUCAAUUUGAAUGCGUGGAGACGAACAACACCGUAACUUCAUUCACCAUUAAGCAAAUCAAAUAAGAGAAAUGGUCUAAAAUGGUCCAGUUAUGUAGAAUAUUGCUCAUAUGAGACACGAGUGAAGUCCCUCUAUUUGUGA